AUGACAUUAGAUUCGUUAUCUAAAGUAUCAGAUGAAAAAAGAAGGGUUAUCUUGGAAAAAAUUGAAAGGAAGUUAAAAGGAACAGCCAAAAGUUUGACGAAUGGAGAUAAAUAUGUCAAAAUGAUCAUGCAGGCAUUUAAAGACAAAGCAAAUGCUAAAAACAAAAAGAGAAAUGACCUUAAUGAAAAAACAAAAAUUAAAUAUGAAAUUGAAGGAACCGAAGAUGGCAUAAUACACAGUAAUGAACACAAAUACAGUAAAAUUAAUAAAAACCCCAAAACAAUCCGACUUGGCAGUAAAAAUGUUGAUAAGAAAUCUCAGAAAGGCAAGACUAAUCGCAAAGUAUUUGAACCCCAAGUAAAAGAAAAGAUAAUACGCGAUAUUGCAAAUAAAAUAGACUUAGUGGCAAAAUCAUACCUAAGAGAUUCUCAAACUAUAGAUGAGAAGAAAGCUAUUUUAAAAAAAAUCGAAGAAAGGAUAAUGGCUUCUUCCAAACGAAAACACCUGCAAAUACACGACCAACAUAGUGAUCUGAAAGCGUACACUGAACUAAUAAAACAAGGGCUAGAACUUUCUAUGAACAGAUUAGCAUCAAAAAACCGGCGAAUGCUUGACACGGACUCAGAGGAAACUGAGGAAGCACAUGAUAUUGGUUACAAUGAAACACACGAAAUGAGUUUAAAACAAAUCAAACGAUACAAAGCAUUUUUCUCCGAAGUAUUGAGUGAAUCUUCUGUCGAUCCACGUUGUACAGAAAUGGUGGAAGGAAUUUGUCUUCGUAUAGAAUCUAUGCAUAAGUUGCCUUGUGGUGAUGGAAAAUAUAUAGAAUUGGAGCAACUUUGCGAUGGUGUUUUUGACUGCUGGAAUGAAGCUGAUGAAACAAAUUGUACUGAUAAAGAUGAAUCCAUUACCACAAAAUGUUUGCAGCCGUUGGUUGGUACUCCUAUUUUUUCUCGCCACCAUAAAACUUUAUUAAAUAUGCUGCUGUCACAGUUGGAUUUUCUGAAAAAAUACAAACCACCCACAGAAAAGUAUAACAUAACGUCCAAGGCGAUAGAAGACGGAGACAAGUUUUUUAUGAAAAAGACAAUUGGGGAUGUAACUUCAAUAGUGAGUUCACUGUCAUCGGCCCUGGAAAUAAACCUUUGUUUACCUUCUGACGUUAAAGCAAAAGAAAAUGUUUUAUUGACACGUAGAGACAUGGAUAGUGAGAUUCCUAAUAGCAAAGAUGAAAAGACGUCUACAUGGUCUCCUAAAUCAUGCAGUUGUAAGCGUGAAGUUUGCGAAUUGGAUAACUGUGACGCUCGAUGCAAAAGGAUAUGUUGGCAAAAAUUUAGAUUAAAUCGGUGGAAAUGCCAGUCUGUCUCUGGUGACGCAAGUAUUCCUUUGGGUCUAAUUUGUGACGGUAAACUAGAUUGUUUUGAUGAAAGCGAUGAAACUUUGUGUGCUAUGGGAUCAAAUGUGAAUAAAUUUAAAGCAAAUACCUUAUUUAAUGAGUUAAUAGACUUACUGUCUUUGAAAUCAAUUUCGGGGGAAUUUGAAUACAGUAGAAAUAAGAUGGCAGCGCUGACAGGUCUAGCACGUCAAUUGCAGAAGUUAGCAACUAGCUCUGAUAUAGACCUUCAUGCAAUCAAAAUGACUAGAGAUGAAUAUUUUAAAAUGCUCGUUCACAUUUACUCAGAUGCGAUGCGUCAUUCAAAUUUGCAAGAAUUAGAUCAGACGCAUGAUUUUUUGAUACUGUUGAAUGAAAAAAUGAUCGGUGCACUGAAGCGAUCGCAUACAGGAAAUGAAAAUGUAGUACCGUCGGCUGGAUGUUAUUGUAGAAAUGGCACUUGUGUACAAGUCAGGUGCCCACCAAAGUGUCAUGCAACUUGUCAAGCAGAACCUUUUCUUACGAGAUACUCCUGCAACACGAAUAACUUAACUGUUCCUGUAAAAUCCAUUUGUAAUGGCAAAAAAGAUUGUCCUAACGAAGAAGACGAAAAAAAUUGUUUAAAAGAUGUAUGUCGGUCUUAUCAUCUGAUAUUAUUACGGCGUAAUUUAAAAAAAGCGGUAUUGUCAUUACACGGUACCGCUGCACGGGAGGCGAUAAACAGUUGGAAGAGUAAGGUAAUGAUAACUCUCCAGGUUGUAGAAACCCGUGAGAGACCUAAUCAUAUGCUAUUGGAAGACACUGUUAUCAAUAUUCUCCACGACCUUGUGUCAACAUACGCUUCAAUGGAUGCUAAUAUAAAAAAUAGUGCCGAACGCAUAUUUAAAGAAUUUGUUAAUGUUUCUAAUGUUGUCAAGGAAACGCUUAAGUCGUGUGGGAAUUAA
This is a messenger RNA of Arctia plantaginis, 2316 nucleotides long. The record is from the annotation of a GenBank genome assembly. NCBI's taxonomy places the organism in Eukaryota, Metazoa, Arthropoda, Insecta, Lepidoptera, Erebidae.